GCGCACUAAAGGACACGGAAGUCACAAUAAUCAAACUGCCGGUGUAACAUGAUGGACUACGUGAGAUCUUUGUUUUGCCUUGUGGAGCUGUAUAUAAUAAAGCGAGGUAUUUUUAAUCUGAACUAACACAUAGAUUUCACUCGUUGUUCUACAACACUCGAUUUAUCAGAUGGUUUGUUACUGUUUUCUGUGAAGACAUUUUUUGUUUUUAUGGGACAUUACUAACUGAGAACAGCAGAGACAGAGGCAUGAGGGGAUCAAAGCACAUAAUGAAUGUUUCUGUCUGGAGAAAAGACUGCUGUGAAAAUAUUGCUUGAAGCUGCAGCCUGUACGUGGAGUGACCUGAAUUUCUCUGUCAACACCUUUUGGAAGAUCAGGUGUGUACAUCUGUGUACGUGUGAUUUCUCUUUCUUUUCUGAAAGGAUUAUGAUGUCACUUGGGUGAUGGCUGUGUCUGUAAUCCCUGUCCCAUUGGGCAACACAGAUCAAUGCUGUGGACAUGCAUGUCAUGAACUUAUGAAGUGUGAACAUACUGCUAGUUUUACAACAAACUUUAAAACAAACUAUUCAAAUGGAAGAUGGAAAUACAUUUAGUGCGGUAUAUAUUUAACCUGAAAUGAAAUUACACAAUUUCUCAGAACACUCAAAUAUUUAAUAACUUUCUGUUAUGUCUAUUUUCUGUCAUUGGUUUGAAAAACAUACUGGAAGUGUACGGUGCAAUGUAAGUCACUUUGGAUAAGUGUUUGCUGGAGUCUUAAUUAAAGACCCAAAAACCAAUCCCCGAAUGUAGAUGCAGACAGCAUUAGGUCUAUCAGUGAAUAGAUUACAGAUGCACCUGCUAUGAAUGUAUAUUCUUGCAUCUCUUCUCCAUUCACAAAACUAAAAAACGUCAUUAAAAUCCCAGGAUAACCUUGUUUCACCUUGUCUCACCCACACUCCCAACAUCUGUUGCGUGAGAUUCUACUGCGAAGUCUCUGUUCUGAUUGACAGCUCUUUUUCCUCAAUGGCAGAAGCAUCCCCAAGAGAUACUGUCCUCUGUACUGCACAGGUAAACAACUGCAGCAGGUAAAAUAUUGACAAACAUGUACAUUUGUUACAGGUUAUCAAUCAGGAUUUUCCAACAUUUUGAGAUCAUUUGAGAUGUAAAAUGUUUAUUUCACAAUAAAAAAAAUUUAAAUCACAGCAUCAGAGAAAAAGUAAAAAGAACUUUGCGGUACCCUGAAAAGUUCAUUUUUGUAUCUUUAUGGGUAUACAACACAUUGAAAUGUACCUUUUGGGGUACAAUAUUACACUUGUAGGACCUAUUAUGUACCUUUAAGGACCAAUUUUGUACACGUUAAAUAUUAGGGGUACAAAACGUUUAACUGUACCUUUAAAGGUACACAAUAGGUAAUUAAAGGGACAUUCCACUUUUUUUGAAAAUAUGCUAAUUUUCCAGAUCCCCUAGAGAUAAACAUUUGAUUUUUAUCGUUUUGGAAUCUAUUCAGCUGGUCUGGCGGUACCACUUUUAGCAUAGCUUAGCAUAAUCCAUUGAAUCUGAUUAGACCAUUAGCAUCGCAGAAAAAUAACCAAAGCGUUUCAAUAUUUUUCCUAUUUAAAACUUGACUCCUCUGUAGUUACAUCGUGUACUAAGACCGAUGGAAAAUUAAAAGUUGCGAUUUCUGGUGUAAUAAUCAAACUUUGCUGCCGUAACAUGGCUGCAGCAGGCGCGAUGAUAUUACGCAGCGCCUGAAAAUAGUCCCCUGCUAUUGAAAGUAACCAGGGGACUAUUUUCAGGCAGUGCGUAAUAUCACUACAUGCGUAAUAUCAGCUGAAUGGUAAAAAUCAAGUGUUUAACUCUAGGAAAGUUGGAAAAUGAGCAUUUUUUUUUUUAAGUGGAGUGUCUCUUUAAGGUGCAGUAAUGUACCCAAAAAGGUACAGCAUUGCAUUAUGUUUUGUAUACCUGUAAAGGUGCAAAACAGGUACCACCCCAGCAACAGAAAUGGUACAGUUUUGAUUUAUUUGAUACAUUUUCACCCUUUUUUAUAGAAUGUUUCCCAAUUAUUAGUAGACAUAUUAAGUCGCUUUUUAGGACACAAAUUGACUGGAUAUAUUUUUAAUAGCUGUGAACAAAGUAAGUGGAUAUAUCCAAAUAAAAUGGAAAAAUCACAUGAGAUUGAACAAGUUUCUACUUGAGAAUAGUGUAAGAUACAAUGUACCCUGCACAGAUUUUUUAUCUGAGAUAAAGACACCUGCAAUCUCAUUUGUAUCUCUCGAUUUAGAACAGGCUGCGCUCAGGUUUUCCAAAAAUAUUAAAUUCAGUUACAUUCAGUCAAGUAAUUCACAUAUGAACUCUAAAUUAUUUUCAUCACAUACUGUACAGGUAAACCGUGCUAAAUAGGUUUGAUGGUAACACCCAUAAAAGGGGAGGGGUGUGUUGUGUUUGGGGAGGGGGUGAUCAAAGAGAAAGCCAAGGGAGGGAAGAGUCAGAGAGGUCUUUCAAUCUGAGACUGACACACUUGUUGCAAAGCAAGGACACUUGUGGAUCAGACUUCUCAUGUGCCCUUAAAAUGUUGAAUGAGAGAGAUGACUGUGAUAUGCAUGCAAAGGAGCAAUUCAUCAUAUCUCAUGCCGCUCUUUGCACCAUCCCGCUCGGGUUUGCCACUGGAGAUGCUGCUGUCGCCUCAGCGGAGACUAUGCGAGGCGUUUCUGAUGCUCAAGGUGACAGAAACUCUUUUCAUGACCGACCCCGUUUAAGCAGGUGUACGGCUCUGCCUGGUAACAGCCUUGAAGAAUCGGACCGGCAACGUUACCCGGACAAAGCAGAUACCUGUAUGUCAGAUUCUCGUGAUGGGGAGGUAUCUAAACAGACAGAGCUCUGCGAGGAGUUUGGACACCAUACGCACAGGUUAUACGACAGCGAUGAUGACCUUGACUUUCAUGGGCACCACCACUGGCAUUCACAUGAAAGUAACUCAUAUCAUUCAUUCGAGGCCAUGCAGCGCAGACACACCACCCUAAGGGAGAAAUGCCGGAGACAGGCCGUUCGUGGCCCGGCGUACAUGUUCAGCGAAAGGGGCACCAGCCUUACUGCCGAAGAAGAGAGAUUUCUAGAUGCCGCUGAGUACGGAAACAUCCCUGUAGUCCGUAAGAUGCUCGAGGAGUCCAAGACGCUGAACGUGAAUUGCGUGGAUUACAUGGGCCAGAAUGGAUUGCAGCUCGCCGUAGGCAACGAGCACCUUGAGGUCACCGAACUGCUGCUGAAGAAAGAGGGGUUGGCAAGAGUGGGCGACGCCCUGCUGUUGGCCAUCAGCAAGGGCUAUGUGCGGAUAGUGGAAGCCAUCUUGGCCCAUCCGGCAUUUGAAGGCGGACUCCGUCUGACCCUGAGCCCCCUGGAGCAGGCGCAACGCGAUGACGACUUCUACGCGUACGACGAAGACGGAACCCGGUUCUCCCAAGACAUCACACCCAUGAUUCUGGCCGCUCAUUGCAAAGAGUACGAAAUCGUCCACAUCCUUUUACUCAAGGGCGCUCGCAUCGAGAAACCUCACGAUUACUUUUGCAAGUGCGGCGAGUGUGCGGAGAAACAGAAGCAGGACUCCUUCAGCCACUCGCGUUUGAGGAUGAACGCUUAUAAAGGCCUCGCCAGCGCUGCCUAUCUGUCAUUGUCCAGUGAAGACCCCGUACUCACAGCCCUGGAACUCAGCAAUGAGUUGGCACAACUGGCAAACAUCGAAACUGAAUUUAAGAACGACUACAGGAAGCUCUCCAUGCAGUGUAAGGACUUUGUGGUUGGAGUUCUGGAUCUCUGCAGGAACACGGAAGAGGUGGAGGCCAUCUUGAAUGGAGACGUGGACCAGGACCCUCCGAGUGAACACCACAGGCCCUGCUUGAGUAGGGUCAAACUGGCCAUAAACUACGAAGUAAAAAAGUUCGUGGCUCAUCCUAACUGCCAGCAGCAGCUGUUGACACUGUGGUAUGAGAAUCUGUCCGGUCUCAGGCAACAGUCAAUAGGUGUAAAAUGCUGGACAGUGCUGGGAGUGAUGAUGGGCCUGCCAUUUCUUGCUAUCGCCUAUUGGAUUAUGCCCUUUAGCAAAGUAGGUCAGGUUCUCCGCAGUCCCUUUAUGAAAUUUGUAGCUCACGCCGUCUCAUUUACGCUCUUUUUGGGCCUUCUGGUUCUCAAUGCUUCAGACCGAUUCGCAGGGGUCAAAACCCUUCCUAACGAAACCAUCACUGAUCAUCCACGUCAGAUCUUUCGCAUCAAAACCACUCAGUUCUCUUGGACGGAGUUGUUGAUAAUGGAAUGGGUGCUAGGAAUGAUCUGGACAGAGUGUAAGGAGGUUUGGGCUGAUGGGCCGCGUGAGUACAUCAUGCAUUUGUGGAACGUGUUAGAUUUCGGCAUGCUGUCUGUAUUUGUGGCAUCGUUCACCGCGCGGUUUAUGGCCUUUCAGCAGGCCUCCCGCGCACAGCUCUAUGUGGACUUGUAUGUGACCAAUGCAGACCUGAGCAAUGCCUCAUUACCAGCAGAAGUAGCUUACUUCACUUACGCCAGGAACAGGUGGCUUCCCUCUGAUCCUCAGCUCAUCUCUGAGGGCUUGUACUCCAUCGCUGUGGUUCUGAGUUUCUCACGCAUCGCUUACGUUCUGCCAGCCAAUGAGAGUUUCGGACCCUUGCAGAUAUCCCUCGGCCGCACUGUUAAGGAUAUUUUUAAGUUCAUGGUCAUUUUCCUCAUGGUCUUCCUUGCUUUUAUGAUCGGCAUGUUCAAUUUGUAUUCCUACUAUUUGGGAGCUAAAUACAACGCUGCAUUUACCACAGUGGAGGAAAGCUUCAAAACACUGUUUUGGUCCAUCUUUGGCUUGUCUGAGGUUAUCUCUGUGGUCUUAAAGUACGAUCAUAAGUUCAUCGAGAACAUAGGUUACGUGCUGUAUGGGGUUUACAAUGUCAUAAUGGUGGUGGUGCUGCUCAACAUGCUUAUAGCCAUGAUCAACCACUCGUAUCAGGAAAUUGAGGAAGAUGCUGAUGUUGAAUGGAAGUUUGCACGUGCCAAGCUUUGGCUCUCCUAUUUUGAUGAAGGAAGCACUCUUCCACCUCCGUUUAAUUUAAUACCCAGCCCAAAACACUUCUACUACCUGGCUCAACGCUUAAAAGCACAUCUGGAGAGUUCACAUAAGGCCAGGUGUAACAACAGCAGUCAGGACGAUAUGGGAAUGGUCAAUUCACAGUCAAAGCUUCAUCGGUUUAGACCUUAUCAAGGAACAGAUGGAUUCACAGUUAAAAAUACCAUCAAGCACCCAACAAGAUAUCAGAAUCUCAUGAAACGCCUUAUAAAGCGGUAUGUCCUUAAGGCCCAAAUUGAUAGUGAAAGCGAUGAGAUCAAUGAAGGUGAGUUAAAGGAAAUUAAGCAGGACAUUUCCAGUCUCCGCUAUGAGCUCCUGGAGGAAAAGUCACAGGCCACAGAAGAACUUGCUGAACUGAUUCAGCAGCUUGGAGACAAACUCAGCAAAGGAACCAAAAGACCUUAAAAAUGAACCUCUGUGACUGUAUUAAGUGCCCUAGACCAAAAAUAAAUGCCACGCCUUUACAGCCAUGUAAAUUGAUAUGUGUUGAAAAGAUUGUUUAGAUACUGAUUUAAAGUUUAUUUAUAAUUUUACUCUGUUUAUGAUGUUGUUUUAUGAAAUUUAACUUGAGGUUGUUUUCUGGGCUGUAUGCUAUACAUAUAAAAGCAAUUAAACUAAGCAAUCAUUAAAACUCAGGAGAGAUUCAGUUAUAUAAAUUAAUAUGAAUAAAUUCAAAUGAAUAUUUUA
Paramisgurnus dabryanus is the source of this 5782-nucleotide messenger RNA. RefSeq names its product transient receptor potential cation channel, subfamily C, member 7a (gene trpc7a). The record is from RefSeq and is a predicted model, not a curated record. Gene Ontology annotation, molecular function: inositol 1,4,5 trisphosphate binding; store-operated calcium channel activity; protein binding. Gene Ontology annotation, biological process: calcium ion transmembrane transport; single fertilization; regulation of cytosolic calcium ion concentration. Gene Ontology annotation, cellular component: plasma membrane; cation channel complex. Lineage: Eukaryota; Metazoa; Chordata; Actinopteri; Cypriniformes; Cobitidae.